GCCAGAAUUCUCUGGAGAGGCGGGAACGUUAGUGUGAGCCACUAAAACGUGAGGAAACAGUUCGAUGAGCUUCCUGCGUGCACUUCGCAUGAUGCCAGGAUAUCCUAUCAAUGCCCAGAAAUCUAAUAUAAAUAAGGUUGAGGUUUGCUGCGUUCCUUUACGUAAGUCCCCUUGACAUUUGAGACGCAAGUUAGGUUAAUUAGAAGGGCGCCCGCCUCUCGUUUUGUUUCACAAAUGCUGCUGGGAAGAGUCUCAGAUUUAUGCUCAGAGCGAAUAGGAAAGAACUGAGGUUUCUGGAGAAUUCCCAGGUCAAGGCUGGCGCUCGAACCUUUCUCCUGGUCGGUCCCUGCACAGUCAUCCGAGCUGCGGCAUCGCUGGGGCUGAGGCAGGGUGACUGCGGUGGAACAUGCGGACCUCAGUCCCCAGCCUGUCAUCUGUGUGUCUCUUUAUGGGGGGGAGGGGCUGCCUGGCAUAGUUAUUAGAGCUGGCAGCUGCGUUGGCGGCACCAAGGAGCAUUUUGAGUGAGCUUGCCGAACAUGAGGGGCUUUCAGCCGGCCGCCUGCUAGUCACUUCUGGCUGCCUGAGAGGCGGCUCUCAGCGCUUUGUCUUCUUGGCAGUGGCGGGGGGAGCGCGCGCAAUCGCCGAAAACAACCAGAAACCAGCCGCGUGCAGGGUCAAACACAGCCGGCCUCCCAUGUCAGUGGUCUAGGAUGGCCAGUGAAGCCACCAACAUCCCAAGUCCUGUGGUGCGCCAGAUUGACAAGCAGUUUCUGAUCUGCAGUAUAUGCCUGGAACGGUACAAGAAUCCCAAGGUUCUCCCCUGUCUGCACACUUUCUGCGAGAGGUGCCUGCAGAACUACAUUCCCGCCCACAGUCUCACCCUCUCCUGCCCCGUGUGCCGCCAGACCUCCAUCCUGCCCGAGAAGGGGGUGGCUGCGCUCCAGAACAACUUCUUCAUCACGAACCUGAUGGAUGUGCUGCAGCGAACGCCGGGCAGCAACGUUGAGGAGUCCUCCAUCCUGGAGACGGUCACCGCUGUGGCUGCCGGAAAGCCUCUCUCUUGCCCAAACCAUGAUGGGAAUGUGAUGGACUUUUACUGCCAGUCUUGCGAGACCGCCAUGUGUCGGGAGUGCACUGAGGGGGAGCAUGCGGAACACCCCACAGUCCCCCUCAAGGAUGUGGUGGAGCAACACAAGGCCUCGCUCCAAGUCCAGCUGGAUGCCGUCAACAAAAGGCUCCCAGAAAUAGAUUCUGCCCUUCAGUUCAUCUCAGAAAUCAUUCAUCAGUUAACCAACCAGAAGGCCAGCAUUGUGGAUGACAUCCAUUCUACCUUUGAUGAGCUCCAGAAGACUCUAAAUGUGCGCAAAAGCGUGCUGCUUAUGGAACUGGAAGUCAACUAUGGCCUCAAACAUAAAGUCCUUCAGUCGCAGCUGGAUACUCUGCUCGAGGGGCAGGAGAGUAUUAAGAGCUGCAGCAACUUCACGGCGCAGGCCCUCAACCAUGGCACGGAGACGGAGGUGCUGCUGGUGAAGAAGCAGAUGAGCGAGAAGCUGAACGAACUGGCCGACCAGGAUUUCCCGCUGCACCCGCGUGAAAACGAUCAGCUGGAUUUUAUCGUGGAGACCGAAGGGCUCAAGAAGUCCAUCCACAACCUCGGGACGAUUUUAACCACCAACGCCGUCGCCUCCGAGACGGUGGCCACUGGCGAGGGGCUGCGGCAGACCAUCAUCGGGCAGCCCAUGUCCGUUACCAUAACGACCAAGGACAAAGACGGCGAGCUGUGCAAGACGGGCAACGCCUACAUCACCGCCGAGCUGAGCACGCCCGACGGCAGCGUGGCGGAUGGAGAAAUCCUCGACAACAAAAACGGCACCUAUGAGUUUUUGUACACUGUCCAGAAGGAAGGGGACUUUACCCUCUCUCUGCGACUCUAUGACCAGCACAUCCGAGGCAGCCCGUUCAAGCUGAAAGUGAUCCGGUCGGCCGACGUGUCUCCCACCACCGAGGGCGUGAAGAGGCGCGUGAAAUCCCCUGGAAGCGGCCAUGUAAAGCAGAAAGCGGUGAAGAGACCCGCCAGCAUGUACAGCACUGGGAAACGAAAAGAGAAUCCCAUCGAAGACGAUUUGAUCUUUCGAGUGGGGACCAAAGGAAGAAAUAAAGGAGAAUUUACAAAUCUUCAAGGGGUAGCUGCGUCUACAAGUGGAAAGAUAUUAAUUGCAGAUAGCAACAACCAGUGUGUACAGAUAUUUUCCAAUGACGGCCAGUUCAAAAGUCGGUUUGGCAUACGAGGGCGCUCUCCCGGGCAGCUGCAGCGACCCACCGGAGUGGCUGUGCAUCCCAGUGGGGACAUAAUCAUUGCAGACUAUGAUAAUAAAUGGGUUAGCAUUUUCUCUUCUGAUGGCAAGUUUAAGACAAAAAUUGGAUCAGGAAAGUUGAUGGGGCCCAAAGGAGUCUCUGUGGACCGCAACGGGCACAUCAUUGUGGUGGACAACAAAGCAUGCUGCGUGUUUAUUUUCCAGCCAAACGGGAAGAUAGUCACCAGGUUUGGUAGCCGAGGAAAUGGGGACAGGCAGUUUGCAGGUCCCCAUUUUGCAGCUGUAAAUAGCAAUAAUGAGAUUAUUGUUACGGAUUUCCAUAAUCAUUCUGUCAAGGUGUUUAAUCAGGAGGGGGAAUUCAUGUUGAAGUUUGGCUCAAAUGGAGAAGGAAAUGGGCAGUUUAAUGCUCCAACAGGUGUAGCAGUGGAUUCAAAUGGAAACAUCAUUGUAGCAGACUGGGGAAACAGCAGAAUCCAGGUUUUUGACGGAAGUGGAUCAUUUUUGUCCUACAUUAACACAUCUGCUGACCCACUCUAUGGCCCCCAAGGCCUGGCCCUAACUUCAGAUGGCCAUGUUGUGGUUGCAGACUCUGGAAACCACUGUUUCAAGGUCUACCGGUACUUACAGUAAUGGCAGGCAGCUGGCCUGACCUUACAAAGGUCUUGCACUAUAAACUGGAAUGGAUUUCUCGACGCGGGACCAGAUUACACUAGACUUUUCAUGCUAGAAGGAAUCAUUGGUGAACUUUCCAAGGUUAUUUCUGAAUGUAACUAUUUCCUUAAAACCUGCAUAUCUGAUUUCUGUAAUUCACCUUUUAGGGUUUAAAGAAAAGAAAUCCCUUCUACUGAAUCUAUGGAAACUGCAAAGUUUUACACCUGUGAACUAUGGCUUAUCGGACAGGGGUUUAUGUAGUUGAACUGAUUUUGCAAAUCAAACAAACACUAAAACAAAACAAAACAAAACGAAACAAAAAAAACUAGAAUGUUUAAAGAUAUUUGUUAAUCCUGUGAAUGGUAGCUUUUGUGCAGAGCUUCCAAAAACAAAACAAAAACAAAAAAUCUGUUGUAGUUAUAUACUUUAUUUAACUUCAGUCACAAGACCCGGGGGAUCUUCUAACCUCACUUUUACAGUAGGUAUUACUCAUGUGACAUUUUUUGGUUAUCAGUAACUACAUACACAUUGGAAAAAAAUAAGACUGUCUUGCAAAACCCUCCCAGCUCUGAUUAGGCAGGCCUCUUGAGGUUAGCACUUAAAAACCACUGCAAAUUUCCCAUCCUUUCUGGGUUAGAUCCAAGAUCCUUUUUGUGUGUUCUUUACACCGUUUCUCUCCUGCUCACCUUGUAUCAAAAAACAAAGUCCAUUUUCAGGGAAGCCUGAAAUCCCCAGUGCUUUGAAAAGCAUAUUGCUAUUGUAAUACCUUUGGUAUUUAAUUAAAUACCUUUGGUAAACAAACAGCCCCCUCAACUCCAGACUAAUGCACUAGAAUGUAAUCAAGAAAAAGUUAGCCACAUUUUAUGGUGCCAAUGUUCUCACGUGUCUCUCCUCUUCCACUUCCUGAAAGCGAAAGCUUUACCUCCUGCAAAAUGUCAGCACAUGUAGUAGGACACCAGUAUCCUAGGACAGAGAGCCAUAAGUAGCCCUUUGGAGGACUGAUGGUGUCAACCAAAGGCAUGUGAUUGAUUAAUGGUUUCCCCUUAGAAAGCAAGUGUUACCAAAGUCGUGUUAUCUCGAGAGCAUUACAGGUAAGGGCAUGUUAUGGUUAUUUAUCAUUGUCUAAUGAAUAGUAGAGGCAUUAAAGGACUAUGUAUACAUGAUUAGGGUAAGGUAGACUGUAUCAUACAUAUAUAUAUAUAUAUAUAUAGCUGAAUCUUUGGUGUAUUGAAAUAGGCAGCACCCUGAAAGACAGAAGCAUCGUCCAGCACAUUCCUUUACUGCGCAGUUUAAAGCCGUCCUUGUAGAGUAAGCCCUAAAACAGGUUUAAUUUUCACCAUUUUCCAGUAAUGAUGAUAUCGGCUGACUUUUAUAGUCAGAAAAUGGCCUUCUGUGCUUUCAAAAACAAAACAAAAACAGGUCGAAAGAAAAAGAAACGUUGAACUUGAGUUACAUUUAAUUUAAGUAUACAUGCAUUUGGAGAAAUGUGAAGAAGAAUUUAGUCAAUUGUUAAUCUGUCAUUGAUACUGUAAAAUAAGAUGUGGUCUGUUUCCACUGUUUAAUUUUCUACUCAGUUCUACCAAAUAGGAUGUCAUGUUUGGCAUUUUUGAUAAUGACUUUGGGAUCUUUUUCACUGAAAGCACCUUAGAACUGUACUAUAAGAAAACAUUUCCCGUAUGUCUAAUGAUAUGUGAUGUUUAUUGCUUAUUAAUUUAUAAUUUAGUCAUUCUCUUAUAUAGGACUUUUUUAAAUUUAGAAGGAGAAUCUAGCUAUUUCCAGUUGUCUGUCAAAUUUAUUAUGCCCAAAUCAACCUCUGAAAGAAAAUUUUUCAGGAAGAUUUACAUUUAGGUUUACUUUUCUUCUUUUUCUUCUUCUUUUUUUUUUAGUUAGGUAGAGCUUUCAAAAUAUUUGAAACUAUGAGAGUUAUAAAAUUCAAUAACAUUUUUAGAAUGUUAAACUAAGAUACUGUUUCCUAACAUCAGCAAACUAAGUCUUUUGAAUGUAAACAUUUGUAUUUAAUGAGUGCUUCCUAGGUGCCAGGCACUAUUCCCAGGACUGGGGAAACAGCAAUGGAUCAGACAGAAAUCCCUGCCUGCUUGGAGCUUACACUCUAGGGAGGAAUUUCAUUUUGCCAUUUAAUAACAUUUUGCAUUCAAGAUAAGCUAGACUCUUGAUAGCUCCUAGACUAUUUAGAAGAAAACUUUUUAAAUUGGUUAAAUUAAUUUUAGUUUAUUUUCACAAGUAAAAAUGGCUUCCUAUUUAGAUUCUCUUCACAGGCUGUUGGUCUUAAGACUAGUUUACUUAAAAGAGUUUUUUUGCACAACAUUGAAAUUGUAUUUGUGAAUUUAGAAGUUAACCAGCCAUCAUACCAUAACAGGCUGGAUAGCUCAAUAAUAGGUUGCAUACAAGGCUAAUUUUUUUUUUUAACCUGUCAAUAUUGGCACAAACUGGAAUGGAAGAAUAGAUACUUUGAUUCAGACCUGUUCCACUGUUACUAAAACACAUGCUAUGGGCACUCCAAGAAACACUGUAUUUUUCCCCAAAAAUAUGUAAUCAUGUAUGUUAGUUAAAGCAUAGAUAACAUUUCACAUUUGGAUACUUAGGAGCAUUUACUGUAUUUCUUAGUAAGUGUAUUUGAGGGGGGGGGAAAGUGCUGCUGAUAAGAUACGAAUAGACAAGAUUUUAAUGAAAUUUUGUCAACAUUCUAUGGAAAAUGGUUCCUGGUAAACUGAGAAGGAUAUUAAAAUAAGUGACUUUUUUUCCCGGAGCUAUCAUUAUUGUUUGAUUUUUCUUUGUCAAGUGUACAGAACCUGUCAUACAUUCAUGAUAAGUAGCACUGAAAAAUUACCCAUUCAAAUGUCCCCUGGGCACUUAAUGGCAAAAGAUUGCCAGUUCGAAUGUAAAGGUCAGUGACAAUGCAUUCCUGCCUGAUACAGACUUCCCCUGCCGGACUCUGGGGACGUAGUCACUUGACCGUCCAGAAACACAUGAAUAAAAAGCCGUUAUGACUGUUCACCAUUGUUUUAAAGGUACUUAGUAUCUUGAUCAAACUUUAGUCUCCAGUAACUAAACAAGUCCCCAAGUUUCCUUAUUUUCAUUUACCCAUUGACUAGAUUUGAGACAAAGAAAUACUACAGGUCAUGCAACUAGAAGACACUUGCUUCCACUACUAAAUAUACAGGGUAUGUCCUCACUUGGAGUUAACUGGAAUAGCAGUACGGUAGCAAGUGUCUCUGGGUCCUUGGUGAAGGAUUCACAUUAAUGCUUUGGUAAUACCUUCUGAGUGAAUUAGAGGAAAUAGCAAAUGAAUGUUAGGUACUGUGCAGAUUACUUCAAAUGGGAAAAACCUUUUUGUACAUUUGGACUCUAUAGUAUCCUCCCUAUUCACCAGCUUCUGAAGAGGGAGGAGUAUUUUUAGUUUAAUAAUUUAAAAAAAAGACCUUUCCAGGUAGGAAAAAAUUGAAGCUAUUUGCUGCAAACAUCAUCUAAUUUUGCUUAAAGUCGAAAGUCGUAAUACUGUUGCAUUCUGUCAAUGUUGCAGGGCUUUAAACUUUACAAUUAUUUUAAUAUUUUUGAUAACUAGGAAUCUAGUAUUGCCAUAAAGGAAACUAAGUGCCCAUUAAAGAUUUGUUUGGUAUAAAUAAAUGAUUUUUUUGUUUUGUUUUAAAUGACAGUAAGCUACAAAUCAUGAUGUUAAUCUUAAUACUUUCUGAAGAUGAACUGUGUGGCAGUGAUUGUGUGGUCUGUUUGUGGAGAAUGUAUGAAAGCUAUUCAUAUUCUAAAAUAGAUUAAUAAAUCGGCUAUGUUGUCCCAAUGAAUGUACAGCACGUCCAUUAACUUUCGAAAGCAACACAGCCUUAAACUCAAUGCUUUUGCUUUAUGACAUGGGAAUGUUCUGUCAUCAACAGAGUGUAUUCUUGUAAUAGAAUUCUUUGUAUCAUUCUCAAUUCUAUUGCCUUUCAAUCCUAUGUAUGAGUAUUAAGGGUUUUUGCUUCCUUUUUUUUCUUUUUAAAGUUUGUACAUUCCAUCUUUCUAGGUCUGUUUCAUACGUUUUGUGUAUAGAACACUAAGUCUUGCGCUCUCUGACGUUGAUACUGAUAUAUUCUCAUUUGUUCUUUUACGAAUCGAAAUGCUGACUGCCUAUUUAAAGAAAAGAAUGAACGCUGUGCAUCAAAGUGUUUGUAUGUUCGUAGCUACAUAUGUACCACAGUAUUUUGGAUGCUUUAGUCUACAAUAAAACUUUAAAUUAAUUCUGUCUUGAAACAUAGGAGAAACAAGAUUCAUGUGUAUAUCUUUACCAUGCACAAAAUAUCAGAUCAUUAUAAUAAAGCUUGUUUUCUCCA
This is a messenger RNA of Zalophus californianus (California sea lion), 7309 nucleotides long. It is a transcript of the gene TRIM2, whose product is annotated as tripartite motif containing 2. The coding region runs from base 711 to 2945 and encodes 744 amino acids. Gene Ontology annotation, biological process: protein polyubiquitination; negative regulation of translation; proteasome-mediated ubiquitin-dependent protein catabolic process. Lineage: Eukaryota; Metazoa; Chordata; Mammalia; Carnivora; Otariidae. The record is from RefSeq and is a predicted model, not a curated record. The transcript is spliced from 12 exons. Gene Ontology annotation, molecular function: translation repressor activity; ubiquitin protein ligase activity; protein binding.